Messenger RNA from Lactuca sativa (garden lettuce), 971 nucleotides. RefSeq names its product Ubiquitin-associated/translation elongation factor EF1B protein. Gene Ontology annotation, biological process: ubiquitin-dependent protein catabolic process via the multivesicular body sorting pathway. Gene Ontology annotation, molecular function: ubiquitin binding. Lineage: Eukaryota; Viridiplantae; Streptophyta; Magnoliopsida; Asterales; Asteraceae. Gene Ontology annotation, cellular component: ESCRT I complex. The record is from RefSeq and is a predicted model, not a curated record.
ACCGCGUUUCUUUUACCCGUCUGAUGUCCAUGUUUUCUCCCAUAGAAAACUCUUGUUUCCCGAUCCUCAAGCCUCAAUUCCAUCAAAUUUCUCCAUACAAUGGAUUACGAUUUCAGAAACCGGUUGAAUCCACCAUACAGUUCUCAAUCUUCUGUGUACAACAGGCCAACGCCGUCAUCUUCGGGGUCGCCGAUGCCGCCAUCGAGUCAUCCGAUGUACGGACCGUCGUCGCUCUACCCUAAGAUUAAUCAGUCCGGUGGGCACUCUGUUGUUCAUGCACCUGCUCGAAAUAACAUCAACUCCUCUUCCUCAGGAAUGGGGAUUAGGGUUACUUUAAAACCGGAGUUUCGGAUUACACCACCGCCUCAAUUGUCUCCACACAUUGGAGAGAUUCCUCGAAGCACAUUUCAGUUUGACUUUGAACUGGAAAGGAAGAUACUCGCAGAAGCAGAGAAAGAAAACCCAAAUUGGAGCAAACUCGGUCUCGAGAACCUUCCCCAUAAGACUGCAAAACCAAUAUCUCGUGCGAACUCUAGUAGUGGUAGUGUAGACCCGGUGGUGGGGAAAUACUUGGCAACAGGUCUUAACAGAGAAGCAGUACCUAUUGCAGUUGCCAAAUAUGGAGAUAAUCCAACCAAGGUCAGGGAAUUUGUGAAUGGCUACACUGUGUUGAGAGAAAUGGGGUUUGAAGCUAAUAGUGUCGCUGAAGCAUUGUUCACCCAUGACAACGAUAAAGAGGCUGCAGUAAAUUUUUUGAGCACUUCAUAGGCAGACUCUUUCUCUGUGCAUGUCACAAAAUUAUAUUACUAGUAGUAAACUCAAGUCAAGGCGUGUAUUAUUAUUAUAUUUUACUUUUUUUUUGGGUUUGUAAAAUAGUUGGUUUUCCUUGUUUGUGUAAAUUGAAUUUACAAUGUUAACUCGCUCCUGGUGAUUGUGUGACGUAUGUUUAUGCAGCAUUCAUAUUUUUAAGA